AUGGCGUGUGCACAAACCUCCAGACUGACAGUGGUAACUGUGGCGCAUGCGGCACAGCGUAGUAACUGUGGCGCAUGCGGCACACCGUGCUCUGUCGGAUCGACUUGCUCAUCAGGCGCCUGCAUAAUAUGCACGGGCUUCCAGGCGCAGGCCACAUUCGCCGUGGGGUCCAAUCCGUGGGGUGUUGCAGUGGGCGACUUCAACGGAGAUGGCAAUCUCGAUAUUGUGGCUGCGAAUAAUGGCGACAAUACAGUAAGUGUCUUGCUCGGGACUGGAUCGGGGAGCUUCCAGGCCCAGGCCGUAUUCGACGUAGGGUCCGCUCCGAUCUGGGUUACAGUAGGCGACUUCAAUAGGGAUAGCCAUCUCGAUAUCGUGGCUGCGAAUCAGGACGACAAUACAGUGGGCGUCUUGCUCGGGACUGGAUCGGGGAGCUUCCAGGCCCAGGCUACAUUCGACGUGGGGUCCAAUCCGGCCGGGGUUGCAGUGGGCGACUUUAACGGUGAUGGCAAUCUCGAUAUUGUGGCUACGAAUUAUCAUAGUAAUACAGUGAGUGUCUUGCUCGGGACUGGAUCGGGGAGCUUCCAGGCCCAGGCUACAUUCGACGUGGGGUCCAAUCCGGCCGGGGUUGCAGUGGGCGACUUUAACGGAGAUGGCAAUCUUGAUAUUGUGGCUGUGAAUCAAGGCGACUUUACAGUAAGUGUCUUGCUCGGGACUGGAUCGGGGAGCUUCGGGGCGCAGACCGAAUUCAGCGUAGGGUCCGUUCCGGCCGGGGUUGCAGUGGGCGACUUUAACGGUGAUGGCAAUCUCGAUAUUGUGGCUGCGAAUUUAUUCAGCGAUACAGUGAGCGUUUUGCUCGGGACUGGAUCGGGGAGCUUCCAGGCCCAGGCCGUAUUCGACGUGGGGUCCCAUCCGUAUGGUGUUGCAGUGGGCGACUUUAACGGUGAUGGCAAUCUCGAUAUUGUGGCUGCGAAUUCUUUCAGCGAUAUAGUGAGCGUUUUGCUCGGGACUGGAUCGGGGAGCUUCCAGCCGCAGGCUACAUUCGACGUGGGGUCCAAUCCGUAUGGUGUUGCAGUGGGCGACUUUAACGGUGAUGGCAAUCUCGAUACUGUGGCUGCGAAUAAUGGCGAGAGUACAGUGAGUGUCUUGCUCGGGAAGCCUUGCGGCGCUUAG
This is a messenger RNA of Penicillium canariense, 1170 nucleotides long. RefSeq names its product FG-GAP repeat domain-containing protein. The transcript has 3 exons. The record is from RefSeq and is a predicted model, not a curated record. The coding region runs from base 1 to 1170 and encodes 389 amino acids. NCBI's taxonomy places the organism in Eukaryota, Fungi, Ascomycota, Eurotiomycetes, Eurotiales, Aspergillaceae.